Molecule: messenger RNA, 5798 nt
Organism: Mya arenaria
Lineage: Eukaryota; Metazoa; Mollusca; Bivalvia; Myida; Myidae
Exons: 10
Coding region: 185-4354 (1389 amino acids)
Source: RefSeq, a predicted model, not a curated record
UUCAUACUGUGUGUUUGUGCGCGCGGCUUCGGUAAAAGCAAUACGUUUAUAUUCGAUUUAGUGACAAAUAUGGUAUAAACGGAGCUUAAAGGUGAGGAACAUGGAAUGACAGGAACUCUAAAGCCAUUUUUGGAAACAUGGAACAUGACGGGUUUCUCAGAAGUUGAAACUGAUCGGUGGAAACAUGGCAUUAAUACAGGCCAAAGAGAUAGUUGUUGGUGUCCUGGCCUCCAUAUUUGCCAUGGUGAUGGACUGGAUCCUGGAGGGAAAAUUUUCAGUUAAACACGCGUUGUUGUUGUGUGCAGCUAGCAUGGGUACUGUGGCACUGGCAAGUGUUGUACUCGACCGAUUAAAGAUGGAGGCAAAGCGGGAUUUCAACAGCCCCGAAUCCCGAAACUGGCUCAAACAAUGGCAGGCCGUUUUUAUCACAAGGAGAGCUCUCAUUCCCUGUGUCAAGUCAGAAGCUACACGUCUGCACAACGGCAUUCUCCAGAAAGCAUCGAUAGAACAGACUUGUUCAACAGAUCAUGGUCAUGUUUCUAACCAGCUGACAAUACAUUGUCGAUUUCAUGAAAAACUUCGACAGGAAAUCAAGAUCAUACACAAAAGAACGAACCCUUCCUGGAGAAACGCUUCGACUGACACAUGGCGAGACUCUCCGUUUGCUGUCGCCAAGUUAUUCAUGCAGUCAUCUGGGUAUGAUGACAAAUCUUCGUUUGAUGAAAUCGACUUCAACGGACUAGCAGCCUGUAUGUACAAUUGCGGGCGAUUCAAACACACUUUGGAAACACUAACUGACGAGGCUCGGAAGUACGUUAACAAGAUUCGGCAUAUGCCAGACGUAUGUUCAAGUGCUCUGACAGACCAGGCCACAACAGAGUGUAUAGACAGCAUGAUUGCGGUGCUAAACGACCCAUAUUUCCAGGGAGAUCCAGAAAUACUGAAAGCAAGGAAGCAGCUUGAUGAGUUAAAAACCAGAUGUCAAGAUCCCAACCCGGACUUGCUGAAUUAUAUUAUCGAAGAUGCAGCAAUCAGAGGAGUUCAAAACGUUUUGGAUUUGGCUUCUGCCAAAGAAAGCGAAUGGAGAGACCAUGCAAAUGAGAUAAAGGAUGACAUUGAGAAACUCGGCGGUAUUGCAAUGUCUAGUUUAGGUAAACAAGAAGAAAGCGCCAUUAACGAUAUUAAGCAAACUUUUGAAGAUGCCCUUGCUAAGAUGGAUUCGUGUAUAGACAAUGCUAAUAAAAGUAUGAUUGAGACAACCGAAGAAAGCAUAUUUUCACUGAAAAACUCUGCUCAGUCCGAAAAACUAAAACUCGAAGAAGCAACUAUGCAUGGUAUUCGUGAACAACAAGAAACCACUUUAGAUGGAAAACGGGAACUUAAUUUAACGGCUAAAAAAGAAAAACGUAAGUUCAAGAAAACAUGCGAGAGCGCAACAAAAAACAUCAAAGAAAUAGCUAAGAGCGAAAGCAACAAACUGACCAGAGGUGAAGGUGAAGAACAAAGGAAGUCCAAAUUAACAAAAGCAAAGUCAGAUUUAAAGAAACUGUUACUCAACCAUUACCAAGAAACUUCUGUCAGAAUUAACGUCCGAUUGGAUAUCGAUGCUGCUGUAGAAGACAUUUAUGAAAAACCCAAACUUCUACUGAAGAACAAGAAAGACAAAGAUGGUAAUAUAAAAGAUGAAGAGAUAUCAGAAAUUCACCAGAUGUUUCUAAGCGACAAUGACACGAUGGUUAAAACAGUUUUCGUGGAGGGCGAACCAGGAUAUGGCAAAUCGAUAUUAUGUAAAAAGAUUGUCCACAGUUGGUGCAAAUUUAAACAUGGUGUAAAUGAGGAGAAAAGAAAAGACAACCCGUUAAGUCAGUUUGAGUUCUUAUUCUAUGUAAAGCUUCGAGAAUUUGAAGAUCAAUGUAAAAUCAAAGAUAUUAUAUUUCAGUUUAUAAUUGAACAGAUUCAGUCAGAAUAUACAGGAUUAAACGAACUGUUAACAGAUGUUUUGAGAUCAGACCAUUGUCUUCUGUUGCUUGAUGGUUUAGAUGAGUGGAAACAUUGUAGCGAAUGUAAGCGUAUUGAACGAAUCCCUCACGUUGAAACAUGUUGGGUGAACUGCACAACAUUCAUAACGACACGACCAUACAAACUAGCUGAGCUGAAAUUGAAUCGCUCUCAAUUAGGAAAUCAUGUGCAGUUGCAAGGACUUCAGUUACCUACGGAACUUGUUCGGAAAAUACUUGUGGAGUUAGAUAAAGAUCAAGUAGAAAUAAGUUCAGAAACCUGCGUUAAAGACCUUGACAAAAAAGGGCUGUGGCAUUUCCGCGAUGUUCCAAUCGUGCUGGUUAACAUUGUAUGGCUCUGGUUCAGAAACAAACUUCAGGAUAACAUGUCUCUGUCUGAAGUUUUCAGGGUAAUAAUAGAUGAACGGUGGUAUGAAAUGUGCGAAAAGAAAAACAUAGAGGCGGAGGAACCUCCGAUUAAGUUUCUUAAUUCUGUGAGUGAAUUGGCAUUUCAUCAAUUGUUUUCUGCAAGUAAAGACGAAUCAAUUGUAUUUCAAAUCAAAGGGGACCAGUACGAUUAUAUUAGAGACUCUCUUGAAUCUGGUAUCAUGUCUUGCAGUAAAAAAUCAGGUGAAAGAUCAGCGUAUUAUCAAUUUCUGCACAAAACACUUCAGGAAUACUUUGCAGCAUUGUAUUUAGCGAAACACACUUCUGAUUUGUCCAGAGAUAUACAACACAUUCUGAACGUGUAUAUGGAUAACAGAAAAGAGGAUGUCUUCAGCUUGGGUCAGAUGUUCAAGUUUCUCUGCGGCCUGAGUGUACAUGCUGCUGAACAGUUUUCAAAGAUAUUGAAUGAGCUGUUUACUGAAUACUGUGAAAGAGGCAGUUAUUCCAUGGAGAUCGCAACAACAUUUCAAGACAUGAUAUAUCGUGGCUACGAGGAGGCAGGUAGAAGCGGGCACUCCGGAAUGGACCUAUAUCUGCAGCAUAUCGCCCUCGCUGGAGGUAGUCCAUUCAUCCAUCAAGAUUUAAAAGCAGAAAAAAAGACAAUGUUGAAGCCCUACUUGGAUGAAAGAAAAUCAACUCUUGCGUCAUUACUUAUAGAGGGGGAAAAAGACCUCUGUUCUGUCCUUCAAUACAAAGAAGAUCCAAGUGUGUUAGAUCUAGGUAUGUGCAAGAAUCUAAAAUUUAUUGCAUUAACCGAACUUAAAUUUACAGAUAUCAAACAGCUGCAUUUGAACGGACUAUUAGAAUGCGAAAUAACAUUUAGGAAAUUCCAACCAGCAAAUUUACUAGUGUCGUCAUUGCUGCUCUCAGAUUUAACAUCUCUGAAAACACUCACAUUAGGGGAUUUUGAUUGGGAAAGUAAAGUUAAGGAAAUCGUUGCAAAACUAGAAAAUAUUCAACAACUUCACCUCGAAUGGAGCGGAAAUAGACCACUUAAUGAUUUACAAUUCGACCUUGGGCAUCUCGAAAACCUCAAACAACUCACCUUAUACAAACUUGCUUGCUCUGACGUAGUGAUUUCACCAAAGCUGAAACUCAACACGUUAAUAGUCAAGUUCAGUACACUGCAAAAAGCACCACAGUUGAUUGCGGCAUUACUUGCACAACACGAUUAUUUACGUAGCUCAAAUCAGGAUAGGCCACUUUCUUACCUAACGGAAGUUAUUUUGGGGAACAUACUGAUGUCAGCAGGAGUGUUUAGACGUAUCAUUAGUAUGGCGAUACAGUCGGGAGAUUAUGUGAGUUAUGAUUUAGAGAAUUGUACAAUAGAACCUGAGGAGGACGAGAUGCAGCAAGAGGUGGACAUAGAGAACCGGCCCGCAUUCCAGAUUGAAGCUCCGGAUCCCUUCUCCACUGACGACCAUCCAUACAUUACAUUAGAGAGAAUGACCAUGUCAGCAGGAGAGUUAAGACGUCUCAUUAGUAUGGUGAUACACUCGGGACUUGCUUUGCACUGUGAGAUAGUGUACUGUACAAUAACGCCUGAGGAGGACGAGAGGCAGCUGACGAUGGACAUAAAGACCCAGCCCGCUCUCCAAAUGGUGGGUCUACGUCCCUCUUUCACCGACAUCACACAACACAUUAAAUUCGUUGGUAUGUCUAUGCCAAUAGGAAUGCUCAUAAGUAUCUUUAGUAUGAUGAAUCAGUCGCAAAAUACUGUGAAAUUUGAGUUAGUGGACACUUAUACAGAAGAGCCUGAUGAGGACGUGAGAGAGCUACAGGUGGACAUAGAGAAUCAGCCCGCUUUCAACUUGAGGGAGAUUAAUCAAUCUGGCCUCUGGCCAAUUACAUUAACAUUCAAUGCAAAACGGGGCCGACAUAGGGAAGAAAGCCAAGAUGAUACCCUUUAAGUAAAUAUUAACUACUUUAAGACGUCUCGCAUGGAAGGAAUUAAUGUGGAACGAACAAUGACUUUUUCACAGUUGAUGAUUUACACCAGCAGGUAUAAUAACUGGUGUAGCAUUCAAAUCCAAGGAGCUAUGUUCUACAAAAGUUCAUAGUCGACGGCUUAAACCUGUGAGAAAAAGUAACUGAAACGUGAUUCGUGAGUUCCUUAUAGUUCUAAACAAGUUCAUUGUAAAACGUAACAACCUGCAUUUAAUAAAUGGACUUAAAGGCAAGUGAAAUUGCUGUAUUAUGAAAAAUAUAUUGAUGUUUAAGAUUUUAUUUAUUUUCACGGUGAUCAUAUUGAUUGCAAAGUUUACAGUUUCUGUAUAAAACCAGUCAGAUUGUUUUGUGUAUACCUUGCACAUUUUAGUGAUUUCAGAGUACAUCAUUACUGUAAAUGAAGUUCCAUUUGUUUGUAUACGCCUUGCACAUUAUAGUGUUUUCAAAGUACGUAAUUGCUGUAAAUGGAGUUCCAUUUGUUUGUGUAUACCUUUCACAUCAUAGUGAUUUCAGAUUACAUCAUUGAGUUUCAUUUGUGUAUACCUUGUAAUACUGUAAAUGUGGUUUCAUUGUUUUGUAUACACCUUGCACAUUAUAGUGAUUUCAGUACUCAUUUAUACUGUAAAUAGAGUUCCAUCUGUAUGUAUAAACCUCGCAGGUAAUACAUGUAGUGAUUUCAGAGUGCAUAAUAACUUAAAUAUAGUUUCAUCUGUUUGUAUAAACCUCGCCGGUUAUAGUGAUUUCAGAGUACACAUUAACUUGAAUAUAGUUUCAUCUGGUUGUAUAAACCUAGCAGGUUAUAGUGAUUUCAGAGUACACAUUAACUUAAAUAUAGUUUCAUCUGGUUGUAUAAACCUAGCAGGUUAUAGUGAUUUCAGAUUACACAUUAACUUAAAUAUAGUUUCAUCUGGUUGUAUAAACCUCGCAGGUUAUAGUGAUUUCAGUGCGCAUCGUUAUAGUACCUAGAGUUUUAUUUGUUCGCAUUCAUAUGUAUGUUGUGUAAGUUAAAGUGAUUCGUUCAUGACUGAUAGGAGCGGAUAUCGAAUAGAAUCGGGUGAAAUGUUAUUCAAACGUUGCUAACAGGAAUUUUCUUGUAAACAUUUAUUAAUAAUGAGACUUAAAUUGGUCAUUAUUGGCCGGCAAUUUUUUUCAUUAUUUUCGGCAUGAAUAAACACAAUUUUACAAAGUAUUAAAGUAGAAUAACUGUAUUUCAGCAAAGAUUUAUAAACUCGUUGCCAGCAUCAAGUCUGUGAGUGAGUCCCGUUAAAGUGAUUAUUACUGUUUAUCUUUUUUUUGUGUGUAGCUAUUUUCUAUACGUUAUGGUGGUUUCAGAAUACAUUCAAAUAAAUAUAAUUUCAUUUGACGAUUUGUAAAUAUGUUAUGUGCAUUAAAGUGAUUUGUCUGGUA